This is a messenger RNA of Phyllostomus discolor (pale spear-nosed bat), 1287 nucleotides long. RefSeq names its product olfactory receptor 4F3/4F16/4F29-like. The transcript is spliced from 2 exons. NCBI's taxonomy places the organism in Eukaryota, Metazoa, Chordata, Mammalia, Chiroptera, Phyllostomidae. Gene Ontology annotation, biological process: G protein-coupled receptor signaling pathway. Gene Ontology annotation, molecular function: olfactory receptor activity; G protein-coupled receptor activity. Bases 174 to 1112 code for a protein of 312 amino acids. Gene Ontology annotation, cellular component: membrane. The record is from RefSeq and is a predicted model, not a curated record.
AGGUCAUAGUGAGAACUUCUGGAAGUUUGGGGGCAGAAGGGUGUUUUAGGAUACAUGAGAACAUCAACUUGACAUGCAUUUUUUGGUGAAAAGAUUCUUCAGUUUUCUGGAGCUGACUCUGCAAAAGGAGAAGAAUUGCCCAUAAUUUCAGCCACAGCCCAGUGGGUGGAUAAAUGGAAGGGGGAAAUCACUCAGUUGUGUCUGAGUUUGUGCUUUUGGGACUCACCUGUUCAUGGGAGAUCCAGCUUAUCCUCCUGGUGUUUUCCUCUGUGCUCUAUGUGGCAAGCAUGACUGGGAACAUCCUCAUUAUGUUUUCUGUGACCACUGAUCCUCAUUUACACACCCCCAUGUACUUUCUACUGGCCAGUCUCUCCUUCAUUGACUUGGGAGUCUGCUCUGUUUGUGGCCCCAAGAUGAUUUAUGACCUCUUCAGAAAGCGUAAAGUCAUCUCUUUUAGAGGAUGUAUUGCUCAGAUCUUCUUCAUCCACUUCCUUGGUGUUACAGAGAUAAUGUUGCUCAUCGCCAUGGCUUUUGACAGAUAUGUGGCCAUUUGCAAGCCUCUCCACUACCUGACCAUCAUGAGCCCACGGAUGUGCAUUUUGUUUAUGGCUGCUGCCUGGGCAUUUGGCAUCAGUCACUCAUUGUUCCAACUAGCACUUAUUGUUAACUUGCCCUUCUGUGGUCCUAAUAUACUGGACAGCUUUUACUGUGACCUUCCUCGGCUCCUCAGACUGGCCUGUACAGACACCUACAGAUUGCAGUUCAUAGUCAUUGCCAACAAUGGGUUAAUUUGUGUUGUCUCUUUCUUUGCACUUGUCAUUGGCUACAUUUUCAUCCUGGUUACUGUUUGGAAACAUUCCUCAGGUGGUUCAUCCAAGGCUCUGUCCACUCUGUCAGCUCACAUCACUGUGGUCCUUUUGUUCUUUGGCCCAAUCAUGUUUAUCUAUACAUGGCCACAUCCCAAUUCACAGAUGGACAAGUUUCUUGCACUCUCUGAUGCUGUGCUCACUCCUUUUUUAAAUCCAGUUAUCUACACAUUUAGGAAUAAGGAGAUGAAGGCAGCAAUAAAGAGAUCUUUCAGACAAUUAGUGAUUGUUAGAAAAAUUUCAUAAAUAAUGUUAUAAGGUCACUAUCGUCAUGUAGCCCAUAUCUGGGAUUUUAGAGUUGUUUUUGUAAUGUAUCAGUAAUUGAUUUGCAUCAGCACACUCUUUUUGAAUGCUCUUAUUGCCUAAGAAUAGUGAAUAUUUAAAGAAAUGAAACUUUAAUUCAAAAGUUAUGCUGAUUCAG